Rotaria sordida is the source of this 576-nucleotide messenger RNA. The record is from the annotation of a GenBank genome assembly. NCBI's taxonomy places the organism in Eukaryota, Metazoa, Rotifera, Eurotatoria, Philodinida, Philodinidae.
AUGUCAAUUGAAGAUAUUGAUGGAGCAAGUGUUGAAGAAUUUGAUCCUUAUCGUGCUACUGGUCUCUGGCACAUACUUGCCACAAAUCUUAAUAUAUGGAAAAAUAAACUAACCCCUACAGUAACUUAUAGUAUUCAUGAUCAAUUGCCCGAUGGACGUGUUCGUUUGAAUAAUCUUGUUGAAUAUUAUAGUAAACGACUUUGUGUUGGUUAUCGUCCAGCAAGUAUCGAAGGUAUUGAUACACAAUUACCAAAUAAACCAAGUCGUUAUCAAUGGCAAGGUAAUGGUAUAUUAAAAUUCUUUACCAAUGAAUCAGGAUUUAUUUUUGUCGAUAAUGAAACAACAUCUGAUCGACCUUAUCAAUGGGUAGCAAAAAUAUAUAGUCCAACACUUUUUUCUAGUGGUGGAAUCGAUUUAAUGACACGUACACGACAACCACCGACGCAUAUCCUUAAUGAUUUUGUACAAUUUUGUCGUGAUCAUCCUAUAUUAAAAUCAAAAUCAGCGAAUAUGUACUAUACACGAGAAAAAGCUGGUAAUGAAAUUUAUUAUAUACAAGAUCUUCAAAUAGAUUAA